AUGACAUACAGCAUUCCGGAGGCAUUUCAGUUCACCUUGCUGGCCAUGUAUGCCGUCACCUCCAUCGUCGUCCUUCUGGGAAAUGGAAUGGUUUGUUACACAGCUUUUAAAAUCCAUAGCUUUCGAACUGUGACUAAUUUUUUCAUCGUUAGUCUUGCCUUAACAGAUAUCAUCAUGACAGUAUCGUGUGUACCAUUCUCUAUUCUCAGUAAUCUAUUUUUUCAUUAUUGGCCUUUUUGGGACGUUUUAUGUCCCAUUGUCGUUUUCGCGCAAUUGGUCAGUGUCUUGCUAAGAUCGUUUAUGCUGGUCGCUAUGACUUGUGAUAGAUAUCACGUGGCCAGACAUCCUAUGAAGCCACGUCUUCUGACAAAGUGUCGGGCCAAAUUACUGGUGGUGCUCAUCGGUGCCUUAUCCUGUUUGAUAUCACUUCCUACCUUUAUAUACUCAAAAAUAAUAUACAUGCCGUACGAGCCUGGAUCCCGAGGUCUCUGUUUAGAGCUAUGGCCGGACGAAUACAUUAGGAGCAUUUAUGGAGUUUGUAUCAUGUUGAUUCAGUAUUUUGUUCCAUUGAUCAUCAUGGCGGUCACCUAUAUACACAUUGGAAUUAUUGUCUGGAUAAAGCAAACUCCGGGGGAGACAUAUCCUCUAAGAGAGCAACGCAUCGCUGUGUCCAAAAAGAAGACAAUCAGAAUGAUCAUUGUUGUCGUGAUCGCUUACCUGUUGGCAUGGCUACCACUCCACGUGAUCACCAUUGUUGGGGACCUGGACCAAUCUAUAUUUGAUGUAAAUUACAUUCAUAUGACCUGGCUGACGGCUCAUUGGUUGGCAUUUAGCAACUCGGGUGUUAAUCCUGUUAUAUACUUUUGGAUGAAUUCGAAGUUUCGUCAAAGUUCUUUAUUAUGUUUUUAUACAGUAUGCUGUCGUAAAAAACAUUCGUUUCGAAGAUCAUCCCUCUGUAAAUUCAACGGUAAUAGCAGAGACUGUGUCGCGCGACGGGAUACAGAUAUGAGUUUAAUGCCAUACACCUGA
This is a messenger RNA of Pecten maximus, 1029 nucleotides long. RefSeq names its product RYamide receptor-like. The record is from RefSeq and is a predicted model, not a curated record. The transcript is spliced from 2 exons. Gene Ontology annotation, cellular component: membrane. Lineage: Eukaryota; Metazoa; Mollusca; Bivalvia; Pectinida; Pectinidae. Gene Ontology annotation, biological process: G protein-coupled receptor signaling pathway. Bases 1 to 1029 code for a protein of 342 amino acids. Gene Ontology annotation, molecular function: G protein-coupled receptor activity.